Molecule: messenger RNA, 3268 nt
Organism: Poecile atricapillus (Black-capped chickadee)
Lineage: Eukaryota; Metazoa; Chordata; Aves; Passeriformes; Paridae
Gene: KANSL1L
Product: KAT8 regulatory NSL complex subunit 1 like
Exons: 15
Coding region: 258-3239 (993 amino acids)
Cellular component (GO): NSL complex
Molecular function (GO): histone acetyltransferase binding
Source: RefSeq, a predicted model, not a curated record
GCCCCGCCGCGCUGCGCUUUAGCUGGGCGCGGACUCUUCAAGAGCGGCAGUGUGAGCCGUGGCGGGCGCCGUGCUGUGCGGGGUUGAGGCGGCGCCAGCGCCGGCGCCGCUGCGGAGAACCCGCCGGACGCGGAGGCAAGCGCGGGGCGCGGCGCGGCGGGGCGCCGUGAGGCGGCGGGGGCACGGAGGGGCCGGGCGGCGGUUGGUUCCCGCGGCGGGAGUGGCGGGUUUGCUGUAAACUACCUACCGUAGCUAUAAUGACACCAGCCGUCAGAGAGGCAACAACAAAAGGUCAUGGUAUCCACUUGUCACCUUCUUUGUCCUCUAGAGCUAUGGAGUCUGAUACAGCUUUGUGCGUGGAAAAUUCCAGAGCAGUGGAAGAGAAGAUAAAAGAGGACUCCAUUGCACAGAUUACUUGCUCAGUCCUGGGGUUUCCCACUGCUGAGCCCAGCCUCAGGAAUGAUAUCUUCAAUGUGCAGCAUUUUGGUUCCCCACCAUCCUCCAAGUGCUAUCAGUCUGUCUUGUUAAUGAGUACAAAUUCUGCAUUUAGCAGCAAAACUGGUAAGCAAACGAAAGCAGGAGAGCCUGGCUGCUCCAAGAUGAGAAAGCCAUUACAUAAUGGUGCUGACACAUCAUUUGGUCAUAUUAAUCGUUCAGAACCUGAGCAACAGGUCAAAGGCGCAGCGUUUUCAGAGACCACAUCUCCAAACUUGGCAGGAAUGCAGAGACUUUCAGGUUCAAGUGUAACUGAAUCCAGUAAUGCAGAAGAAAUGCAACUUUUAAAUGGUAAAUGGUACAAGAAGAAUGGGGUUUUGGGUAGGGCUUUGGAAGUCUGCACUGAAACAAUAAAAGGGGAUUUAUUACACCAAAUUCUUCACGGGCCUUCAGAAGGGAUUUUGAGCUGCACCCAGGAGGAGGUGUAUGCUCGCUUACUCCAGUGUGUCACUAAGCAACAAAUGGAAAUCAGUCGCGCCAAAAGAACUCAGAAGCGUUUACAAAUGCUCCUGGCAAAGCAUGUUAUCAAACACUGUGAUCAGCAGCUGAAAUGCUUUGUGAAACAUCAGCUUCAGAGAAUGAAGGUUUUCCAUGAGCCAGCUAGAUUUUUGAGCAAUAGCUCCCUCAGAUGCACUGAAGGUUGGCCGGAAAACAACACAACUACUUCAGAGAGUAGUUUGAGUGUGGAUGUACAGAACGGAGUUAGCGUUGCACCAGGAGAAGUCCGUGGCUUUGCACUUUCUACUGGAGGGCUGCUGUCUCGUGUGGAGAAGGACCUGGACUCUGAUGCAACCUGUAGCAGCUCAGAUGAAGAUGGUGAGGAACAGACUGUAAGAGCAACUGUGGAAGCCAGCUAUACUUCUGAAUGGAAGUGGCUUGCAGACAGAGCUAGAAUUGGCAGCCGUUGGACAUGGCUUCAAGCCCAGAUUUCAGAACUAGAAUACAAAAUCCAACAACUAACUGACCUUCACAGGCAAAUACGUGCCACCAAGGGGACAGUGGUCUUAGAAGAAUUCCCAUUUCCAAAAGACAUUUUGAAGAAGCAAAUACAAUUGACAGACCAAGAAGCUUUAUUAAACGCCACAGGGAAUUCACAAGCUGCCAUCGAGAGACAGAAUUCUUUGCCAGAACAUGACUUUGAAAUGUCACCCAGCAGUCCUACUCUGCUUUUACGAAACAUUGAAAAACAGAGCGCACAACUAAGUGAAAUCAUUAGCAGCCUAAUUGCUCCACUCAAUCUGUCUCCAGCUUCUUCAUCUCUUUCAUCCAAGACCUGUAGACACAGACAGCUGGUCAAUGGCAUCUCCUUCAGAGCUUCAGAUAAUAGAGAGGUAUCCUCUUCAAGCAGCUGGCUGCUUGACCAUCAGCACAUCAAGAAAAGAAGAAGAGACAGGACAAGACUCAGAUCUGUGUCUGUGAAUAGUGUGAGCACAUCUGCCCGAACAAGGCCACUUCAUAGUUUCCAGAAGAGGAAACUCUACAGAAUGCACAGUGCCUGUCAUUGGAAUCAGCAGACUUUUCCAUCUAGAGAUGCCUCCUUUCCAUAUAAAACUCAGUUGCCAUGUGUGGUGCCACCCUCCACUUUCAGCAGCAGUGAGUACAGCACAGAAUCUAAAAUCCUUGAUUAUGUGCAAGAGCUGGACUCUUCCUUCCAUCCAGUCUUAUCAUUCCCUUCAGAUAUUCCUCUUCACAUAUACUUUGAAACAUUAUUAAGGAAGGAUGACAUCAAAGGAGAACCUGUUGAUACCUCAUCUCUGGGAGGGGAGUUUAAAGUAUCUGCUGACAAUGACUAUAAUCCACAUGUUUCUGUCAAACAGUGGAGCAGUGGCUGUUUGUCUAAUUCCAAAUCUCAGUUGGUGUUAGGAACACCAGACCAGCUGUCAGAAGGAAGGAAGAAAAGGCAUCUAAGUGAGACAGCAGUAGGCGAAAGUAGCGCUCAGUUUGAGACCUUCUCCUUCCAACAUGCAGAGCCCAAGUCCCACAGCAGUUUUACUCCCACGAGCAGUGUCAGUGCCAUGUCUCGGCCCACUCACAGCACUUCAUCACAGCAUAACUCCAGGAGGAGGUUGAGAAGUGAGAGCUCCUAUGAUAUAGACAACAUUGUUAUUCCCAUGUCGCUGGUGGCACCAUCAAAGUUGGAGAAACUACAGUACAAAGAAAUCCUUACUCCAAGCUGGAGAGUUGUUGAACUUCAACCUUUAGAAAAAUCUCAAACAGAUGAAGAAGAGGUAGAAGACCUGUCGGACAAAGCUUUUUCCUUGCGCCACACCAAGUACGAAGAAAGAGAGCGCAUGAGGUGGUCGCUGUGGGAGCAGAGCCGCUGGCCCAGGAGGAACAGCAGAUCUUACAGCAAAAAUGCUGAUGGUCGACACAGCCAGGACUCAGUGCAGAAAGACCAUUGCGCUGCUGACCCUGCUCCUGACCCAACUUCAGAAGCCCACAGCUCUGUUUGUUCAGAGAUGGCACCACUCUGCAGGGAGAGCCAGGAAGAGAAGUCUGGGCUGUGGGAACUUCGAGUUUUUCCACUAAAAGAUGAAGAGGUUGAAGCUUUACUGUGCCAAGAUCAAGUAACGAAUCAGACUGAAAUGUCAAGUGCAACUUUCCCCAGCAACUCUCCCUGCACUCCAGGCACACCCACUGCUUUGCCAGACAAUGGCUAUCCACCAAGAAAACAAUUUACCCAAGAGUCAGAAGACUGCAAAAGUGUUUGCCUGGGAAGCAACAGUACAAGGAAACAAAGGUGACAGGGAAUAAUGUAGUUCAUUAAGAAAGC